Ilex paraguariensis (yerba mate) is the source of this 4011-nucleotide messenger RNA. The record is from the annotation of a GenBank genome assembly. Lineage: Eukaryota; Viridiplantae; Streptophyta; Magnoliopsida; Aquifoliales; Aquifoliaceae.
AUGGCGGCCGAUGUUGAAACACCGGCGAGUUGUCAGACAAUUAGAAAGCGAAAAAGAGAGAAGGAUCAUCCAAAACUUCUCAUUGAUGGAAAAGUUGAAGUGAGAAGUUUUGAAGAGGGGUUUCAAGGGUCAUGGCACACUGCAACUGUAAUUGACUGCAAAAAUUUGGUUCGUCAUGUCCAAUACGACCAUCUAUUAUGUGAUGAUGGUUCUGAGAAACUGACUGAAUAUGUUAAAGUAAGUCCCAUGCUUGAUGGUGCCUUUACCGCCAAUGGGACACUGCCUUAUUGUCGCGGCUUUAUAAGGCCGUUGGCACCUCCCCUUGACCUUGGGAAAUGGUGUCCCCAUUAUGGACAGUGUGUUGAUAUGUUUCACCAGGAGGCUUGGUGGGAAGGUGUGAUUUUCGACCAUGCAGAUGGUUCUGAGGAGCGAAAAAUUUUCUUCCCAGAUAUGGGUGACGAAUUGAAUGCUCAGAUUGAGAUGUUACGGAUUACUCAAGACUGGGAUGAGGGUACCGGAGAAUGGAAGCCUCGAGGGAAUUGGUUGUUUCUUGAGCUGAUUGAGGAACUUGAGCAAGAGUGGCCCCUUCUUGUUUCUGUGAAGCAAAUUUGGUAUGAAGUGCAAGUAAAGAAUGGUUUUCAGAAUCUCAAGGAAUGGACUUGUUCUGGGAGGGAUACGUGGAGGGACUUGGUGUUGCAGGUUAUUAUGGAUAAUUUUAAGUUAACUUGUAAGGAAUUUUUCCACCAACUGAAAUCUUCAGUGGGCUUGGGACAAGAAAGCCAGCUAUUACUGGAACUACCUUACUCUACUCUUGAUAGUAUACUGAAUCCUGAAGCAUAUUUUGGUAACGCUCUUGGAGUUGUCCCCUUUGAAACUACUUCUCAAUUGGAUAGAGAUUGUAUGCAGCCUAAUGAUUUAAAAGAUACUAGUCUUCAACCUGUUGAGAAGGAAAUUAAUCGGGAUUUGGCAUAUGCAAUGGAGGAUGAUAGGUGGGAUAGGAAUCUACCGAUUAGCUCAAUUGUUCCUAGCCCAGAAGAAGCUCUAUGUGCGCCACCUUCGGCUUUGUUGAUUUCACCUACUAAUUCUGAUGAAUAUUUGAGGAUCCUUUCCAGUGGAAACAGUGAAGCGUUUUCUUGUAUGAGUUCUAAAGACCCCAGUGGGAAGAUCAAACAUUCCACAAAAAGAAAUAGAAUCAAGUGGCUUCCUGCUAGCCGUGACAUGCUUCCUGAAGCUGAAUUUUGCCCUGAUGCAAUUGGUGAAUACAUCAACGAUUCUAGUUUCAAGAAGAAGGCUUCAACAUCAAAUGCUAGGAAGCAUCUCUUAUAUUUGGGAUGGAAAAUUGAGUAUGCGAGAGAUAUCAGUAUCACAAGAAAUCUCACAAGACUGCGUUACGUUACACCUGAUGGGAAGAAGUCUUAUCAGUCACUUCGUCAGGCCUGUCAAAGUUUGAUUGAACAUGGUUCUGCUCUGAUCCCCCAAGAUGAUGAAAGAAAUUUAGUUGCUGCACCUGAUGGUCCAUACCCAUCAUCACACACUGAACAACCACAAGUGUGCAAGGAGGCACCUGAGGCGCCUUCUCAUUCUUAUGACGUUGGCAAUCCUGAAUACUGCCCUCAAGCUGUAGUGGACUAUUAUCUGCUUGGAUUACAGGACCAAGAUGCCUAUCGCAGUGGCAAGAGAGAUGCUAAACUUCGGGAUAUGUCACUUAAAGCAAUGAAGCACCUCUCUGCCGUCGGGUGGUCAUUCCACUAUGGCUGGAGGAGAGGCAAGAGGGAAUUGCGCUACAGUUCUCCUAGUGGAAGAAUUAUUCAUAGUCUUCGAACGGCCUGCAAAUUCCAUAUAAAUAAAAGGGGACUCUCUAAUAGCAAUGCUUGUACCCCUGAACGAAGGCAAAAUAUUAUUUUCAGCAAGGAAGCCAAGGGCCAGUUAGCUAUUGAUGGAUCAUGUCCUCCACCAAUAGAGAUUCAGGGAAGUCUGAUAUCCUGGGAUGCAGUCCCUGAAAAGCAGCAAACAAAAUCUGCUAAUAUAUCAGUGUCAAGGGAACUUGUUGAACUGGGUAAAGCGACAAGAGAUGGAGUACAUGCUGCUUCUUGGUCAUAUACGACAAAUACUCAAAUUGGUUGUUCAGCAUUGCCGAGGACAGUAGCGGAAUCUAACACUUUGAUCAAGCUAAGAAAAAAUAUGGAUGUUGAUUUUUCUACACGUGUGCUGCGAUCAAGCAAAAUAGCGCGGAAAGUGGUUCCGUCUUCCUCUCACCACACCCCUAGAACUGUCUUGUCUUGGUUAAUAGACAAUAACGUUGUUUUGCCUGAGGCAAAAGUAUAUUACCGUGGCAGAAAGGGUGGUCAUCCAAUGGCAGAAGGGCUAAUUACUCGUGAUGGAAUCAAGUGCAAUUGUUGUCAAGUAGUUUUUACUCUCAGUAACUUUGAAGCUCAUGCUGGCAGCACCAAUCGCAGGCCUUCAGCGAAUAUUUUUUUGGAGGAUGGCAGGUCUCUCCUGGAUUGCCAAGUUCAAUUGAAAUGUAACAAUAGCAUGAGACGCGGAAGGACAAGACCACGUGAGAUGAAGGGUAAUCAGCAUCACAGCACAAAUGAUAAUAUAUGUUCGGUUUGUCACUAUGGUGGUGAAUUAGUUUUGUGUGAUCAGUGUCCAUCUUCAUUUCAUUUAAGUUGCCUUGGUUUGAAGGAUGUUCCAGUGGGUGACUGGUUCUGCCCAUCAUGCUGUUGUGGCAUUUGUGGGCAAAGCAGAUUCACCAAAGACAUUGGGCAAUUUACUGAUAAUAGUGCUCUCAAUUGUGAUCAGUGUGAGCAUCAAUAUCACAUUGGCUGCCUAAGGACAAAAGGUCUUGCAAACCUGGAUUGUUUUCCAAAGGAAAAUUGGUUCUGUAAUGAAAGAUGUGAACAGAUAUUUUUGGGCCUGCACAGGCUUUUGGGUAAACCAGUUGCAUUGGGGUUAGAAAAUCUAACUUGGACUUUGAUGAAAGAUUGGAGAUCUGAUUGUUGUGAUUAUGAUGCCUCUGAUAUUGAGGCCUCGAUGGAGAACUACAGCAAAUUAAAUGUUGCUCUUGGUGUGAUGCACGAGUGUUUUGAGCCUUUAAAGGAACCUCGGACCAGGCGGGAUCUUGUUGAAGACGUAAUUUUUAGUAGAUGGUCGGAGCUAAAUCGUUUAAACUUCCGAGGGUUCUAUACAGUGAUUUUAGAGAAAAAUGAUGAACUCAUUACAGUGGCUACUGUAAGGGUGUAUGGAGAAAAGGUGGCCGAAGUACCCCUUAUUGGUACACGGUUUCAAUAUCGCCGACUUGGAAUGUGCCGCAUUUUGAUGAACGAGCUUGAAAAGAAUGGUAGCAGGUCUCCUUUGAAGUUUUUGUAUUGGAAGACUCCCAUCAUUAGUACACCAGGGUUGUCCUCUGUAUUUCAGCCACACCUAACUUGUGGUGCGCUAAUGGAUGUUUGCCUCUGGGAGCUUUGUGUUAUCCCUAAGCUCAAGGAAUUGGGUGUGGGGACGCUAGUUUUGCCUGCUGUUCCUAGCGUGCUGAACACUUGGACCACUUCAUUUGGGUAUUCAAUAAUGACGGAGUCUGAGAGAUUAAACUUUCUAGACUACCCUUUCCUCGAUUUCCAGGGUACUGUCAUGUGCCAGAAACUCUUAAUGGAAAUCCCUUCCAGAGAAUUAAGCCUAUUGAAAGGAACCAAGCCAAAACUAUGUGAUGCAAUCAGUGAAAACAAUAUUGUUGGUUUGGAUGGGAACAGCGCUGUCUCUGAAGGUUUUCAGGCUGACCCAAUUGAAGAGAGCCAAAUUCUUGAAAAAGGACGUAUGGAUAUUGCUGGCGGCAAGGGCAAUGACAGAGGCAAUGGCACAGCUCCUUUGGUUAUUAUGGCGAACCAAGCAACUCCAGUUGAAUGUAUGCCGUGCCCAAGUGAAGUCAGUGUAGGCUGCUCAGUCGAAGCUGUUGAUCAGAAGGAAGGUGAACACAUAGGUAAUGGAAUGUUUAAAUGCUAUAUCUGCUUGUGA